AUGAACCUUGCCGUCGUUGUCGUUCGAUGCCGUCGAGGUAUUCUGAAUAUGAUGUUGGUGUUGAUGUUGUCGAUUCUGAUCCUGAAGGCGUCAGCUGCUGGAGACUCCUAUGAGCUCAACAAUGCGGUUAUUGGUGAUAUUGUGAGGACAAUGGAAAAUAAGAAUACGGUACAAGAGGUCAUUCUGACAGAUGACCAAAUUUUGGAAAUGUAUCCAAAUUUGAAUUUGACGCUAACGAAAAAGCCGCCCGUCUCAAUCAUGAGUGGCAAGAUCCCCGAUCAUUUGAUUAAGAAAAUGGCUGACUACAUAUUCGGUCUACUACAAGGCACUGGAGAAGUCAUCAAACCAACGACUACAACGACUACAACAACAACGCCAUCCACCACCACCACCACCACGUCUUCUGCCACAUCCACGUCAUCAGCUUCCACUCCAGCUGGAACUCCAGCAGAAUUUCUACCAUUUCGCUCAAACGAUCUCGCUGUAAUUCGUGACGCUCCUAAAACAGCAGAUUUCCCCAGUUUUUUGACCCAGAUCCGAAGAAAGCCCAUCCGAAAAAUGAGUGGAGUUUCGAGGAGAAAGAGCGAAAAGUUGUGGAGAAAAACGAGGAUGGUGAAGACGUUGGGAAGGGCUUAA
Molecule: messenger RNA, 636 nt
Organism: Caenorhabditis briggsae
Lineage: Eukaryota; Metazoa; Nematoda; Chromadorea; Rhabditida; Rhabditidae
Exons: 3
Coding region: 1-636 (211 amino acids)
Source: RefSeq, a predicted model, not a curated record